This is a messenger RNA of Lasiodiplodia theobromae, 1143 nucleotides long. RefSeq names its product 2-hydroxy-acid oxidase. Gene Ontology annotation, molecular function: oxidoreductase activity; FMN binding. The record is from RefSeq and is a predicted model, not a curated record. The transcript has 3 exons. NCBI's taxonomy places the organism in Eukaryota, Fungi, Ascomycota, Dothideomycetes, Botryosphaeriales, Botryosphaeriaceae. Bases 1 to 1143 code for a protein of 380 amino acids.
AUGGCGGGCGGAACGCUUCCCUCUCCGGUCGCUCCAGCCGACGUCGUCCUCAGCGUCAAUGACCUCCAGGACAUAGCAUCCAAGCGGCUCUCGCCAUCCGCAAGAGACUUCUUCAACUCCGGCUCCACCGACCAAAUCACCGUCCACGAAAACACCACCGCCUACACCAAAUACCGCCUGCGGCCCCGCGUCCUGCGCGACGUCUCCGCCGCCGACACAAGCACCGUCGUCUUCGGCUCCCGCAUCGCCUUCCCCCUCUGCGUCUCGCCCGCGGGGCUGCAAGCCAUGGCGCACGCAGACGGCGAACUCGCCACCGCACGCGCCUGCGCCUCGCGCCGCGUGCACAUGGGCAUCUCGUCCUACGCCAACCACACCAUCGCCUCCAUCCGCGCCGCCGGCAGCGCCGUCUGGCCCGGCAUCGCGCACGGCAUCCAGCUGUACACGCUGAAGGACCGCGCGAAGCAGGAACGCAUCAUCCGGCGCGCGGAGGAGGCCGGGUGCAAGGCGGUGCUGCUGACGGCGGACAGCCCGGUGUUGGGCGUGCGGUACAACGAGCAUCGGAACGACUUCCGCACGCCCGAGGGACUGCACUUCCCGAUUGUGGAGCUGACGAACGAGAUGGUCCGCGCGAGGACGCACGAUGCGGGGUUCAAGGCGACGGCGUCGGACGCGCAUACGUGGGGGGAGGUGGCGUGGUUGAGGAGUAAGACGAAGAUGGAGGUUUGGAUCAAGGGCGUGUUGGCGGCGGAGGAUGUGAGGCUGGCGCGGGAGUAUGGGUGUGAUGGGGUGAUUAUUAGUAAUCAUGGUGGGAGGCAGUUGGAUGGGACGCCGGCGACGAUUGAUGUUCUGCCGGAGUGUGUGAAGGCUGGGGAUGGGAAGAUUAAGAUUCAUAUUGAUGGCGGGAUUCGGAGCGGUUCCGAUAUGUUCAAGGCUCUGGCUUUGGGAGCGGACUGCUGCUGGGUUGGACGGCCGAUGCUUUGGGGAUUGGCGUACGACGGAGAGGCUGGUGUGGCAAAGAUGCUGGACAUCCUCUACGAAGACUUCAAGAGAUGCAUGCAGUUGACGGGUUGCUCUAAGCUGGAGGAUAUCACUGCAGAUUGCCUCGGCAUUGUGAAGUCAGAUGGGCCGCUGGCGCGGUUGUGA